GAGCCCGAGAAGCCUGAGCAGCCCACUCCAAGGAAAAGCCCCUAUGUUCCCCCUCCCACUGGCCUCUUUGAUGAUGAUGAUGAUGACGACGACUUUUUCUCGGCACCCCGCAGCAAACCUUCCAACACAGGCAAAGUUCAAUCCGCUGCCAAUAUCUUUGGUGACGAAGAAGGAGAUCUGUUCAAAGAAAAAGCCCAAGCAUUGCCAGAAGCCACUGUGAGUCAGACAGAUGAAAAUAAAGCAAGAGCAGAAAAAAAGGUUACCUUACCUUCCAGCAAAAAUCUCAAGCCCUCGUCAGAAACAAAGACUCAAAAAGGCUUAUUUUCAGAUGAGGAGGACUCUGAGGAUUUGUUUUCUUCACAAAGUGCGAGUAAGUUAAAAGGUGCGUCUCAGCUCCCUAGCAAGCUCCCCACAUCGGUUUCCCUGUUCAAUGAUGAAGACAAAGAGGAUAAUCUUUUUGGGGGUACAGCUGCUAAGAAGCAGACAUUGUCUCUACAAGCUCAGAGACAAGAGAAAGCAAAACCCUCCGAGCUCUCCAAAAAGAAAGCAUCUGCCCUGUUGUUCAGCAGCGAUGAGGAGGUGAGCCGAGGUUUCUCCUAAGAAGAGGGGAGUAUUUAACGGGAUUUAAGAGUUAAAGCCAUCCCAAGUAUUUUCUUUUUCUACCUGUUUUAUAUCUAGUGACAUUCAGUCACCAAAGGCGAUGUUCACAAGAUUGUCUUUUCUGAAGGAAGACAUUUAAUGUAAUAUAUAAUUUAAAGAUGAAAUCUCUUCAGAAUGGUUCGGAAUAAGUAUGAGUCCCGCACGAUAGUACAUGCUCCUUCUAAUGAGUUAGGCCGGCUACAGGAGAAAUGAUUUCUCAUCCAUCGCUAGGUUCAUGGUCGAGUCCCCUAUAACAAAUGACAGAUUAACCAGAGAAAAGUGUGCAAGUUUAUUGAAGAUAAGUGUUACCUGACACAGGAGCCUUCAGAAAGGAAGACUCAGAGAAACAGGAAAUCCUGUGUCGAUUGUAUGCUGUCUGAUGAAGAAGCAGACAGUUUUGGAGAAGCACCAUGAGAUGAAAGGGGUGUGACCUGAUGGGAAUAAGCUGGGGGAGCUCAGCAAGACCUGUGUGGUCAGAUGAUUCUCUGCAUCUUUACAAAUAAGGAGGCUCCUUUCCUCUGGGAAUAGGGAGGACUGGAAUGAAGGUCUUAUGACCU
This is a messenger RNA of Chlorocebus sabaeus (green monkey), 1196 nucleotides long. NCBI's taxonomy places the organism in Eukaryota, Metazoa, Chordata, Mammalia, Primates, Cercopithecidae. The record is from RefSeq and is a predicted model, not a curated record.